AUGACCAAGAUCUUUGCAGUCGCUAUCACGCUCCUCGCAGCCGGCAGUGUGGUUGCAGUGCCUCAUCCCGUCGCUAACGAAACGCCGACCAGGACACAGCCGCUCAGCAAACGCGCGACUACGGUAUGCGGCCAGUGGGACUCUGUCCAGACCGGGGGGUACACUGUGUACAACAACCUAUGGGGCAAGGAUUCGGGCACCGGGUCGCAGUGCCUGACCAUCGAGGGCGUGUCCAAUGGCCUUCUAUCAUGGUCAACAACUUGGUCGUGGAGCGGAGGCCAGUACAAUGUCAAGUCGUACCCCAACGCGGUCAUAUCGGCUCCAGCGGCCAGGUUGUCUGCCAUCUCAUCUAUUCCGACGCGGUGGCAGUGGAGCUACACUGGCAGCAACAUGGUGGCCAACGUCGCAUACGACUUGUUAACCAACUCAGACUGCGGCCCGACCCCGGAGUACGAGAUCAUGGUGUGGAUUGGGGCAUAUGGCGGCGCCGGCCCCAUCAGCCAGAGCGGACAGCCCAUCGCCAGCCCCAACAUCGGCGGCGUCACAUGGCGGCUGUACAAGGGCUCGCACUCGCAGAUGACCGUAUUCAGCUUUGUGUCGCCCGGCCAGAUCACCGACUACAGUGGAGACCUCUUUAACUUUGUGAGGUACCUCACCCAGUCGCAAGGCAUGCCAACCUCGCAGUGCCUCUACUCGGCCGGCGCAGGCACCGAGCCCUUCACCGGCAGCAAUGCACGCUUUACUACCAGUGGAUACAGCAUGUCGAUUUCCGCAAGCGGCAGUGGCAGCGGCGGCGGAGAGGGAGGAGGAGGAGGAGGAGGAGGAGGAACAAACCCGCCAAACUGUGCUGCUUUGUAUGGUGGACAAGAUAGCGUGCCUCUCCCCGCGCUUCCAACCCAACAACCUCCAACAUCUUCCGAAAUCCCCUCCAAGCUUCCCGCCAUCGCAUCACUGCCUAGCUUGGACGAUAGCUCACUGAUUGGAACACUCGACCUUUUGUUCGAAGCCUCGCCUGACCUGCAUGCCCUCGCUGUCCCCGUCGUCCGCUCAACGACUUUCACUUCCUACGCGGACCUCGUCGAGGCCAUUCGGACCACUUUGCUUUCUGUCCAGGGGACUGUACACGCCGACCCUGUUGCCCGAAAGCCGUUGCUCGGCAUUCUAGCCGCCCACCCCCGCCUUGGAGAAAGGCAGCAGCCCGUCAGCGAUCAGAGCAAGGCUGAGCAAGCUAGCCUUCAGGGAAAUGCCGAAAAGCUAGCCGCGCUGAACGCCGAGUACGAAGCUAAAUUUCCUGGCAUGAGGUAUGUCGUGUUUGUAAACGGGCGUAGCAGGGAUACUAUAAUGGAAAAUAUGCGCGUGAGGAUCGACAGGGGAAACGUAAACGCCGAAGAACGAGAGGCGAUUAACGCAAUGUGUGAUAUUGCAAAAGAUAGGGCAGCAAAGUUAGUAUGA
Molecule: messenger RNA, 1452 nt
Organism: Pyricularia pennisetigena
Lineage: Eukaryota; Fungi; Ascomycota; Sordariomycetes; Magnaporthales; Pyriculariaceae
Exons: 4
Coding region: 1-1452 (483 amino acids)
Biological process (GO): polysaccharide catabolic process
Molecular function (GO): cellulase activity
Source: RefSeq, a predicted model, not a curated record